This is a messenger RNA of Spea bombifrons (plains spadefoot toad), 766 nucleotides long. It is a transcript of the gene FAM174A, whose product is annotated as family with sequence similarity 174 member A. Bases 109 to 573 code for a protein of 154 amino acids. NCBI's taxonomy places the organism in Eukaryota, Metazoa, Chordata, Amphibia, Anura, Pelobatidae. The transcript is spliced from 3 exons. The record is from RefSeq and is a predicted model, not a curated record.
GUCGUGACCAGGAAGUGACUGAACUGUCAGUGGUUCGCUUGUUCUCGUCUUCGCUAUUUCGUGUGUUGGUGACCGCCGUCCUACUCCCCUGGUUGGGGAGAAGGCGGCAUGUUCUGGAAGAUGUGGGGAGCUUGGGGCCAUCGGUCGCUUUAUUCGGUGACUGGACUUCUCUGUGCACUGCUUGCUCUCAGUUUACUGCCAAACGUGAAUUCCUCCCCGGGCGUCUCCCCCGCUCCACCCGCGUCUUCUACUAGUGCCAGCGGUCUCCGACCUUCGGCGGGUGGGAAGGAGAACAACUCGAGCACCGCUGUAGAAGGCCCGCUCUCAACGGUGCCUGCUGGUCCUCCGCCCAAUAAACCCCGGACUCAGAGGGCCCUUGCAGUGCUAGUGGUGGUGAGCGCCGCCGUUAUUAUCUACUUUGUCAUCAGGACAAUCAGGACAAGGAGGAAACAUAAGAAGACAAGAAAAUACGGUGUUUUGGAUACUAACAUAGGGAACAUGGAGUUAACCCCAUUAGAGCAAGAAGAAGAAGAUGAUGAUACAUUGUUUGAUGCCAAUCACCCUCGCAGGUGAGCAACUGCCUUUUCUUGGAUGAUGACAACCAGGAAAUAGACUUUGUGCUUAAAAAAAUCCACAAGUCUCAUUUUUCGUGGUACCCAAAGUUUGUUUUUGACUGCACUAUAGUCAUUUUGUAAAUACUUUAUAGCAGAAACACUAAAAAUGUAAAUUACAAAUUUUUCAUUAAAGGAUCUUAUUUAAGACCACA